AGAGAGCGUCUGCCGCGCUCUAGGUAUCGAACGUGAGUGGCGCGGUGCUGGGUACCGCGACGCUUAUAUAAAUGCGCGAAGUCGGCAAGAGCGCUCAGUAUGUGUCAUGCUUUGCGAGCGCGAGCGUCGUCCGUGAUGGCGGCUCGAGUGCGGUUGAAGAUGCAAUGCGGCACCGUCGUAUUGCUACUCGUUGUCAUCAUCGUGGUGUGUGGUGUGGAUUUUGUGUGUGGAAUGUUCGAGCAUCGUCACUGCAAUCAUCAGCAUCCUCGGGCACACGAGGUUAUUCACGGUGUUCACAUAGAAGCAGCGCAUGAAGUAAGAAAACGUAGUAUCAGUCAACCGGUUAGAAUCCUGUUAUCGUACGACGAAAGCGUUUACAGGUUGGACGACGAAAAACUGGAUCUCAUCAACAAUACCAUUUUACCCGAAGCAGUGCACUUUUGGGAGCGGGCACUCAUGGUCCGCGAAACAAAAAGCACUAUUAGAUUAAGCAGGAAAUGCGAAAGUAGCCAAGUAUUUGUUAAAGAUCAUCACACUCACUGUAUAGAUACCUGUCGGCCCAUUACGAUGUGCGGCGAAGUUGUCGUACCCGAAGAUCAUCUCGACGUUUGUAGAACGUGUAACGCAACAGGGCAUAAUUGCGGUAUAGCCGAAGGAAGCAAGGCAGGCCCCGGUAUAGACGGAGCCGAUUUUGUUUUCUACGUAUCCGCGAUGCAAACCGAAAGAUGCCAUAAAGGAUUAACCGUGGCUUACGCGGCCCAUUGCCAACAAGAAGCGGCAUUGGACAGACCGAUUGCUGGUCAUGCCAAUCUAUGCCCGAAAAGCAUAAGCACGAAGCCACAAGAGCUCGAAACUUUGCUAAGUACGGUGAAACACGAAAUAUUACACGCCUUGGGAUUUUCCGUCAGUUUGUACGCCUUCUAUCGGGAUGAAAAUGGAGAACCUAGAACUCCGAGAAGAAGCGACACGGGGAAACCAUUCUUAAACGAAAAGUUACAAACGCAUCAAUGGAGUGAAAACACGAUUCGAACCGUGGUCAGGCCAUAUUGGCAAGUGCAUGGAGGCUACGUAGAAAGAUCGAUACAAAUGAUAGUGACACCGAGAGUUCGUGCCGAAGUUCAAGCUCACUUCAAUUGUCCGGAGCUGGAAGGCGCGGAGCUAGAGGAUCAGGGGGAAGAUGGCACGGCAUUGACACAUUGGGAAAAACGAGUGUUCGAGAACGAAGCAAUGACGGGGACACAUACUCAAAAUCCAGUUUAUUCAAGGAUAACACUUGCUCUUAUGGAAGAUACCGGAUGGUACAGCGCGAAUUACUCGAUGGCACAAGAAUUAGGAUGGGGUAGGAAUCUCGGCUGCAAUUUUUCGAUGAAGUCGUGUAAGGAGUGGAUAUCUUCAAAAUCGUUUCGGUUGUCGGGAAAGUCUAUUCAUCCCUUUUGUAACAAAGUGAAACAAGAUCCAUUACAGACCGAGUGUACCGAUGAUCGAAGUUCAGUGGCAUUGUGUAACUUGAUCAAAUACUCGCAACCUCUACCUAAGAAAUAUCAGAACUUUGACUUUAUACCUCACGUGCCAGCUGGAGAGGAACAAUACUAUGGUGGUUCGGUAUCUCUAGCGGAUUAUUGUCCAUACAUUCAAGAGUUUACGUGGAGAGCUCGAAAUAUAGUAGUUAGAGGCUCUCAUUGUCUCUACGAAGAGAAUAAUCCUCAUCCGGACAAAAAUUUUGCUUUAGAAAAAUACGGUCCACAUUCGAGAUGCUUUGAUCAUACGAAUCAAAUGUGGGAAGAAAGAACGUGUAAACAAGCUAGGCAAUGGCAACAUUGGGGUUCCGGAUGUUAUCGAUAUAAAUGUGAAGUUGGUAGAUUACAUAUUAUAGUCGCAAAUUACACGUACACGUGUUAUCAUGCUGGCCAAGAAAUUGCAAUCAGAAUAAUACAAAAUGACUGGCUUCAUAAAGGAGCUCUAAUUUGCCCUCCAUGUAGAGACAUUUGUCAGGCGGAAUUAAAAGAGAAACACGAAUAUUGCAAGCCGGGAGAUGAACAUCCACCGUCAACGUAUUAUCACAGAGACAAUUUAUAUUGUGCAUCCGCGGCAAAAUUUACAAAUUUAUCCUUACCAUUCCUUACUUUAAUUUAUUUCUUUGUUUUUAGAUGAUAUGUCGUGGAACCUAGGUAAUAUUUUCAUCGAUAUUAAAACUAGUUGACAAAUUGUAAUAACGCAUCGUUGAAACGUUGUUUCUGAAUUCGCAUUUUUGAAUUACGAUACGUAUGUAAAUAUUAGCGUAAUGGCUCAUGGAAAUAUCUUUGAAACCACGUACGUGAGACGUUUCGCGAUAUGAUUCGUAUCUGAACCGAGGUGACAAUUCUAUUUUCACCAUUUAUCGUGUAAAAAGUAUUUUCUUAACAAUUUUAUAUAUCAGCAAAAUAUAUAAAAAUACGCAAAAUACGAGUUUAAAGAUAAACUCGUUUAAACUCAUAUUUUA
Messenger RNA from Apis laboriosa (Himalayan honeybee), 2479 nucleotides. RefSeq names its product leishmanolysin-like peptidase (gene Invadolysin). Gene Ontology annotation, cellular component: membrane; cytoplasm. The transcript has 14 exons. Gene Ontology annotation, biological process: cell adhesion; proteolysis. Gene Ontology annotation, molecular function: metalloendopeptidase activity. NCBI's taxonomy places the organism in Eukaryota, Metazoa, Arthropoda, Insecta, Hymenoptera, Apidae. The record is from RefSeq and is a predicted model, not a curated record. The coding region runs from base 100 to 2151 and encodes 683 amino acids.